Molecule: messenger RNA, 2981 nt
Organism: Hippocampus comes (tiger tail seahorse)
Lineage: Eukaryota; Metazoa; Chordata; Actinopteri; Syngnathiformes; Syngnathidae
Gene: mcamb
Product: melanoma cell adhesion molecule b
Exons: 18
Coding region: 67-2034 (655 amino acids)
Biological process (GO): regulation of wound healing; negative regulation of peptidyl-tyrosine phosphorylation; homophilic cell-cell adhesion
Cellular component (GO): cell-cell contact zone
Molecular function (GO): vascular endothelial growth factor receptor 2 binding
Source: RefSeq, a predicted model, not a curated record
CCUGCCUCUCUCACACGCACUUUCACAUGCACAUCAGACGGAACUCCACAGCACCGAUCAACAAGCAUGGACGCUCGGCACUCUGCCUGUCUGCUCGCCGGACUUGUGUUCCUCCUUCACGGCUUCACGGCAUGGGCGGUGGUGGAGGUGAGCAUGGAGGACAGGGUGGAGGUUUUGAAAGGAGAGACAGCUCAGAUCACCUGCAUGUUCACCUCCGAUGACGGCUUCGGGGCUUUGACCAUCCAAUGGUUCUAUGUUUCGAAAACGGGGGAGAAGCACAGCAUCUACUAUCAGGACGCGACUACGCAGAUGGUGGAACGAAGCACGUCGUUCACGGAUCGCAUCAUGGUCAACGUCACGGUGGCCACCAGAGAGGUGGUGUUGACCAUCACAGACGUGCAGAUCAAAGACCAGCUCGAGUUCAUCUGUCUCGUCAAGAGUCUGACCGAUGGCGUCUCCGAGGGACGCACCAAAUUAUUAGUGUUCGAAAGACCAGACUCCCCAACCAUUGAGGGCGUUCAGACGGGCAUCUAUGUCUAUGAAACCACACCGUCCAAGAUUGGCUCAUGCGAGGUCAAAAAUGGCUUCCCCAAGCCAAACAUUACAUGGUAUCGAAAUAACGCGCCAAUACAAGGAGAUAGUGACGAGGUGAAGAUCAUGCCCAGCACCACCAUUGAGUCUAGCGGUCUUUUUUCUGUGAGGAGUGAACUGAGCCUGAAGGUGAUGAAGGAGGACAAAGACGCUCAGUUCUACUGCAAGGUCACCUACCUCGUUCCCGGAGGAACCAGAAUGACUGAGACCAACCGCAUUAACAUCACCGUGUACUACCCGUCCACUGCUGUCAACGUGUGGGUGGAGUCACCGAAAGGCAAAAUUAAAGAGGGAGAUUCAAUUAUGUUUCAUUGCUAUGGCAACGGUAAUACACCAUCUUCAGUCUAUAUCAUCAAGCACGGAGAAAAAGAAUAUGCGGUGGAAUCCAACACGCUUAUACUGGAAAACGUGACCCGUCUCCAGAAUGGCUAUUAUGAAUGCAACUCAAUGGACAUGGAAACCUAUGAGGAGCUCUCAGGGAAUACAACUGUGUUUGUUCAUUACUUGGAGCCUGCCGUGGUGCUGCCCACCAACAUAGAGAUCGCUCAAGGCGAGGAGUUGACAGCCACCUGCAAUGCCCUAUCUUCUCUACAGACGCACACAGCCUGGUUCAAGAAUGGACGACUGGUGUCAUUUGGUCACACUUUAAUAGUGAAGGAUGUCACCUUCGACACAGCAGGGGCAUACACGUGUGUGGUAACUGUUCCUGAAAUUGACGGCAUGGAAGAAAUGGAAACUCUUCGAGUCACUGUAAAAGGCGCACCACAGAUUAUGAAACCAGAACACACAGACCUCGAGGAGAGUGUGGCUAACACAGUGGAACUGACCUGCCAUGUGCGAGGGUUCCCAUCUCCCCAAAUUAUUUGGACCACCGCUGACGGAAAGAUCUUGGAGACCACGUCCCAAAACGAGAUGGAGGACGGCGUCCACAGCAUGGUGAGCAUGGAGGUCACAUCUGACCUCACCGCCUUCUGCAAUGCCUCCAACGAGUAUGGCGCCGACGCGCUGGCCUUCAACAUCAAAGCAAUUGUAUACACCACAGCAGCAGCAACUACCACUAGCACAAGCACCAAUCGCACAAGCACUCUUUCGUCUUCCACAGUUGUACGCAUCACAGCAGCAGCUACCACCACUAGCACAAGCACUCUUUCCUCUUCCACAGUCCAAGCCGCAACUGCUAUCCCACCAAAGAAAAUCAGGAAAGAGAGCAAUGGCGUAAUCAUUGCAGUCAUCAUCAUCUGCAUCCUGCUGCUGGCUAUCUUGGGAAGCGUGCUGUACUUCCUCUACAAGAAAGGAAAGAUCUGCGGCCGCUCCGGCAAGCAGGACCUCACCAAAGAGAAAUCCAGCAAAGACAACAUUGUGGUUGAAAUGAAGAGCGACAACACAGAGGACGCGGUCCUCCUCGGCGUCAACGGAGAGAAGCUACUCCGCAGUCCCCAGUAACCAACAGUGAGGAGGAAGCCACUGCUGUGACCCGACAACACUCCGAGACCCAUUGAUUGGCUUCCACCGCAGCCUCUUUUUCCUGUCAAUCAAAAGCUGUCUGAGACCGCCAAAAUAUCACACUGGGCUUGAUUACUUCCCUACACAUGUUUGUUGGAGGGCAACAAUGUUUGAAUGAGGCUGUUAGGCUGUCAGUUUUGUAUGUUGCUGAAUCACCGUUGAGCAGGGACUAUUUUUUUAAAUUGCCGAACAAUCACUGUAGAGCCACGUGAAGAAGUUCUUCCUCCAGUGUACAUACUAUGCCAUCCGUGUAUAUAUUUGCUUAUUUAAAGUGUAUUCACACUCGAUUUUAUGAAGAGCAGAGACAUCCGUUCUGCAAAAGUCCGUACACUGAAAAUCUUUGCGUACACGUCACAACUUUCCUUCGAGACAAUUCAAACAUAUUGUUGCCUUUUUCGCGCUUCAAUCAAAACUUGGUCAUUUAAAUCAGCAUCUUUGAAUCUCUGUCGCUAACAUUUCACAGUUCCACUGUAAAUGAUAUAUUUUUGGAAAACUAUUAUAAAUUAUUGUAGAUUUCACAGCAUAGGAUUAACAUCUUGCUUUAGUUUUUGUUCCUUCACAUAAUGAGUAUUGCACGUGUGUGUGUUCAAGCUUUACAAAUAGUAAAAUAUUAUGCCAAAGAGAUUACAGAUUUCUUUGUGGUCGUCAUGCAGUCCUCUUUUGUUUCUCUAAUGUGAAACUUUAUUUUUGCGACGUGAAAAUGAAGGCUUACAUGGUGACUGCAUUAAGUCGUCCUCUCUGUGAGGAACAGUGUAUUAAAUAGUAAACGUGUGUUAAAUGAAUAUUUUUUGUUGGAUAAGCCAAAGUGAUACAGAUUCUUCCCCGAGGUUUACACGUGAAGCCUUCUAUUCAGUUCGGGUCUUACCCUGUAUCUUCAAACAGGGAAU